UUCGCGAACGAUAGAUCCCUGAGUGUAGCUCUAGGAAUAGCCGCGUUCAUUGGAACUGUUUCAGUAGCAUGCGCAGUUUUCCUCCUGGGAUUCGUAUUGAUCAAAUGGGGUCGGCAAGGAUGGGAACGUCACUUCCGUCCACUCAGCGUACUUUUUGCCUUCUGGAUUCUAAUGGACAUCGUGCAGGGCACAUCGUAUGCUCUUUCACUCCGAUGGGCCGUUUCAGGGAAAGUAGACAAAGGCGGGAAUUAUUGUGUCGCUCAAGGAGUACUGGAGCAGUUUGGUGAUGCGGGGACGGCCCUUGCGGCAUUCUCCGUCGCCGUACUCGUCGUUGCGUAUUAUCAUCGUGUCGACUGGAUUGUUUCGAACCCAAGGACGGUUUCAUGGUGUUUGAUUAUAUCUAUGGUGAUGAUCUUGGUCAUCCUUAUCGUUCCGCCAGCUAGCGUAAUAUCCCAUUUUUACGGGAACACCGGGCUUUGGUGCUGGAUAGCUCAUAGCAGUCCCACGAACGACAGGCUACAGAUCGGCGCCUGCUAUGCAUUGAUGUGGCUUGCUGCAUUGACAUCGGUCUUUGGGUAUGGCUACGUGCUUAUAGGCACGCUCAUCGGUUGGAAUCCGUCCAAGGUGGUGACCGACAGCGACAUCGUCCUUCCUACAUGGACAUCGAAGGAAGCAUGGGGAAUGUUCUGGUAUUCUCUAGCCUAUUGCAUUGAGGUAGGGCCAAUCAGCAUUAUCCGGUUGGUGCAGUUUGGUUCGCACGGCCCAUGUCCCUCAGUGAAGCCUGGAUGGACGAUAUUUGCAAUCUCCCUCCUUGGUGCAUCAGGCCUUAUCAACACUAUCCUUUGGCUAACAACUAAGCGCGGGUUCGGAUUUUCGACUGAAGAAGAAAGGAGACGAGCCAUUGAGGCAGGACGCCAUUCGUAGUUUCGCCUAUGAAAUUGUGUUUUUGUGUUUGCAACAUAGUACGCUUAUAAUUGAAUUUUAAUGUGUAUCAUUAAGGUUUAAGG
Messenger RNA from Cantharellus anzutake, 1007 nucleotides. RefSeq lists its product as uncharacterized. The record is from RefSeq and is a predicted model, not a curated record. NCBI's taxonomy places the organism in Eukaryota, Fungi, Basidiomycota, Agaricomycetes, Cantharellales, Hydnaceae. The transcript has 5 exons. The coding region runs from base 172 to 924 and encodes 250 amino acids.